This is a messenger RNA of Drosophila serrata, 1352 nucleotides long. RefSeq names its product Crk proto-oncogene, adaptor protein (gene Crk). Lineage: Eukaryota; Metazoa; Arthropoda; Insecta; Diptera; Drosophilidae. Gene Ontology annotation, cellular component: cytoplasm. Gene Ontology annotation, biological process: enzyme-linked receptor protein signaling pathway; cell migration. The record is from RefSeq and is a predicted model, not a curated record. Gene Ontology annotation, molecular function: receptor tyrosine kinase binding; signaling adaptor activity.
UCAAAAUAUAAUGGCAAUCUAAAAUCAAAUUUAUUCGCUAGCACGCAUUAAUUAACUGUCAACGUUCUAGUUUCUUGUGGCCCUACUUCAAGUAAACAUAAUUUUUCAUCGUAUAUAACAAAAGAACAUUAUCGCUGGUAGUUCAAUAAAUACCACAUCCGAUACAUCGCGAUGCAGUUCGAGAUGUUUUUGCAGCUCUAGUGUGGAACUUGGAUACACAUACAAAAAGCAAACAUUUCGGAUCAUUAAUUCAAUAAAAUUAGGUUUUAUUUCGGUUUUGCAUGAGAGUUGUAAUUAUUUACGGUCUCAUGUUUUUCUAAAAUUUGAUGAUUGUAGACCGAAUCAUCAUAUAAAUAAACAGAAAUGGAUGCAUUUGAUGUGGAAGAUAGGAACAGCUGGUAUUUUGGUCCAAUGUCCCGUCAGGACGCCACUGAAGCGUUAAUGAACGAGCGUGAACGUGGGGUCUUUUUAGUACGUGACAGUAAUUCUAUAGCGGGCGAUUAUGUACUCUGUGUAAGAGAAGAUACAAAAGUUAGCAAUUAUAUCAUUAACAAAGUUCAACAACAGGACCAUUAUGUUUAUCGUAUUGGAGAUCAGUCGUUUGAUGACUUACCAAAACUAUUGACUUUUUAUACCCUACAUUACUUGGACACUACGCCACUGAGGCGGCCGGCCUUUAAAAGAGUCGAAAAAGUACUGGGGAAAUUCGAUUUUGUCGGCAGCGACCAAGACGAUCUGCCCUUUCACCGAGGUGAAGUUUUAACCAUAAUUCGUAAGGACGAAGAACAAUGGUGGACGGCGAGAAAUUCAUCUGGUCAAAUUGGUCAAAUACCCGUUCCCUAUAUAGAUCGGUAUGACGAAAGCAUGGAUGAGAAUGCAACGACAGCUGCUCAUCUUCCAGUAACUGGAAAUUCGCUUGGGGGUAGUACCCUAAAAAGGACGGACCUAAAUCGCAAACUACCAGCGUAUGCCCGUGUUAAACAGUCGAGGGUGCCAAAUGCUUACGACAAGACUGCGUUGAAAUUGGAAAUAGGCGAUAUUAUUAAAGUCACAAAAACAAACAUAAAUGGCCAAUGGGAAGGGGAACUAAAUGGCCGGAAUGGUCACUUUCCAUUUACGCACGUUGAAUUCGUCGACGACUGUGAUUUAGCAGAGUUACGUUCAAAUGGCACCAGUAAAAGCGAAUGGGAACAAUAAGGAAUUUUGUGUAUCUUAUUCUUAUUUAAAGUUAAAUGUAUUUAAAACUAAAUUGUUAAUAUAUGUAUGUAACCAAGAAUAUGAAAUACCAACCUAUUAUAAGUAUAAAGUAAUUAUAAAAGGCAUGGAUAAAGCCCAACAAAAUUUAACAUGUU